Molecule: messenger RNA, 471 nt
Organism: Gongylonema pulchrum
Lineage: Eukaryota; Metazoa; Nematoda; Chromadorea; Rhabditida; Gongylonematidae
Source: the annotation of a GenBank genome assembly
UGUGUGGUUUUUUUUUUUCAGGUUGAGCACGAUGAAGCGAACGAUGAGAUGAGUGCUUAUUUUGUGGAUGAAAUACCGCCGAAAGUUCUCAUCACCACUUCACCAGCUGCAAAAGUGAAUACUUUCAAAUUUUGUUACGAAUUACAAAAAUGCAUCCCAAAUGCCGGAGUGUACACACGUAAAGGAGUGCCGCUGAAAAAAGUCGUGAAACAGGCCAAAGCCAGCGGAUACACCGAUCUAAUCGUGGUACAUGAAGACCGGAAAAUACCAAGUAAUUUCCUCUUCCUCGAUUAUUUCACCUUCGUAUGCUCUCAUAACAUGGAAUGUAUCUCCCUUUGGUUGACGGUAGCUGAAAUUGAACAACAUUCGUUAUUCCAGAACCUCCGGCCAGGCCUACCAGUUACGGGAGUAAUUGUAGAUCACUUCUGUCACAUCUUCUGCUUUUUCAACGUGAAAAACACUCGUCGUUAA